Molecule: messenger RNA, 1035 nt
Organism: Penicillium macrosclerotiorum
Lineage: Eukaryota; Fungi; Ascomycota; Eurotiomycetes; Eurotiales; Aspergillaceae
Product: D-2-hydroxyacid dehydrogenase family protein
Exons: 3
Coding region: 1-1035 (344 amino acids)
Molecular function (GO): oxidoreductase activity, acting on the CH-OH group of donors, NAD or NADP as acceptor; NAD binding
Source: RefSeq, a predicted model, not a curated record
AUGACUUCCAAGCCUCGAUUCGCGAUCCUCGAUGACUACCAAGGCAUUGCGCCCGCGCAUUUCGCCCGCCUCCAAGACCGUGUCGAGAUUGUUUCCUUCCCCGAGACUCUCGACCCGCGCGAUCCCGCUCAGCAAGAUGCCCUCGUGCAACGGCUACUCCCCUUCGAUAUCGUGCUCGCCAUGCGCGAGCGGACGCCCUUCGCCGCGUCGACCAUCGCCGCCCUCCCGAACCUCCGCCUGGUGUUGACGACCGGCACUCGCAACCUUUCCCUCGAUCUUAACGCCUUCUCUAAACACGGGAUCCAAGUGGCUGGCACGGAAGGUCGGCCACCAGGCGUUAACUCGACUGUACAGCAUACCUGGGCCUUAAUCCUGGCGCUGGCCCGACAUGUGGCGCGCGAUGACGCUGCGGUGAAGCAGGGGAAAUGGCAGGGCUCUCUUGGAAUCAACCUCUCUGGCAAGACACUGGGCCUCUUGGGCCUGGGCAAGCUCGGCGCAGCCGUCGGUGUGAUUGCUAUCCAGGCCUUUGGCAUGCGUGUUCUGGCCUGGUCGACGAACCUUAGCCAGGACAAAGCCGACGAGGCGGCCCAAGCGAACGGCUUGCCCCGCGGGAGUUUUGCAGUGGCUCCCUCCAAAUCCGACUUCUUCGCUCAGGCCGACGUGGUCUCGAUACACAAUGUACUCUCCGAGCGCAGUCGCGGCAUCGUCGGCGCCGCCGAAUUGGCCACUAUGAAGACCAGUGCGAUGAUCAUCAAUACCUCGCGCGGGCCCUUGAUUGACGAGACCGCGCUCCUGGAAACCCUGCACGCCGGGCGCAUCCGCGGGGCCGCCCUGGAUGUCUUCGAUCCAGAGCCCUUGCCUUUGGACAGCGCCUGGCGCACAACGGCCUGGGGUCAAGAGGGACGCAGCGAGGUGCUCUUAUCUCCGCAUAUGGGCUAUGGAGAAGAGGAAUUGGUUCACGGAUGGUACGCGGAGGCAGCGGACAACCUAGAGCGGUGGUUGAAUGGGCAGGAGCUGGUACGGAAGAUGAACUAG